This is a messenger RNA of Trichoderma virens Gv29-8, 1287 nucleotides long. RefSeq names its product putative G-protein coupled receptor protein. The transcript has 3 exons. Gene Ontology annotation, molecular function: G protein-coupled receptor activity. The coding region runs from base 1 to 1287 and encodes 428 amino acids. Lineage: Eukaryota; Fungi; Ascomycota; Sordariomycetes; Hypocreales; Hypocreaceae. Gene Ontology annotation, cellular component: plasma membrane. Gene Ontology annotation, biological process: adenylate cyclase-activating G protein-coupled receptor signaling pathway; cell surface receptor signaling pathway. The record is from RefSeq and is a predicted model, not a curated record.
AUGGCCGACCUUACGGAGGAGCAGAUCAAUGCCCUCAUCGUCAUUGAGCGCACUUGUUCAACGAUAUCCAUGGUGGCAAGCGGGUUUACGAUUCUCACUUAUUGUUGCUCAAAUUACUUCAGCAAAUCCAUCAACCGACUGAUCUUUUAUGCGUCUUUUGGCAACUUAUUGACCAAUAUUGGUACCAUGAUGUCUCGAUCGUUUAUAGACAAUCCGGAUUCUGCUGGUUGUCAGACGCAGGCAUUUUUAAUCCAAACUUUCCUGCCGGCGGAUGUACUUUGGACGAUGUCCAUGGCGAUUAAUGUCUAUCUUACUUUUUAUCACAAAUACGAAGCCAGAGACCUACGCAGGAUAGAGCCCAUCUAUUUAAUACUCUGCUAUGGCAUUCCGUUCAUACCGGGGUUCACGUUCAUCUUUGUAAAAAACCGUGAAGGGGAUCGGAUUUAUGGACCUGCAGUCUCAUGGUGCUGGAUAUCGUCUGAAUGGGAUAUUCUUCGACUGGCGGCCUUUUAUGCCCCAAUGUGGUUCUGCAUCCUAUUCAUUUUCGCCAUCUACAUUCGAGCUGGCCGCACCAUCUAUAAAGUCCGGAAGCAGGUCUAUGUCUUCCAGUCGUCCGAUCUCGACCCCAUCUCAAUCGAUGAAGUCAUGACAUCCUUCCCAUCUACCGAUCCAACCCUUACCAUGGAGGCCGUGCCUGACUCUGAUCCGGCGAAGUAUGAGCGCAAUCUCAGCCUCAGCCAACCCAUCUACGCAGCUGGCUCAAGCUCAGAAACCGCGACGACGAGGCCACACUCAAUCCAUAUCGCAACUAACAAGUCCAGCCAGUCGAACCAAUCUGAUGGGCCACAAUCAACCUUCUACGGUUACGCUACGCCACCUCACAGAGGUUCAAACGCGCCGCAGCCGCGAAAUCCCUCACAUUCUGCAACAUCACGAGCUCUCCGUAUGAUUCGCCGACGAAACCACGAGCGAGAUAAUGCCGCUUGGUCGUAUACCAAAUGUGCCCUCCUUUUCUUUACAGCCAUGCUUAUUACAUGGAUUCCAUCUAGCGCCAAUCGGCUUUACUCUCUCACCCACCACAACGCCACUUCCGUUCCGCUGGAAUUUAUGAGCGUCUUUGUGCUUCCAUUACAAGGGUUCUGGAAUUGUCUCGUUUAUGUCACCACAUCCUGGACGGCCUGCAAGAAUUUGUUCCACGAUAUGUGGCUAGCAGGACGGUCGGUUGCUAUCAAUCGCAUGGAACGAAUCCGCGGACGGAGGCAUAAUGAAGAAGGGCGUGAGAGUUAA